AUGGCUGGACCGCAGACCAACCCGUCUCAACACUCUUCGAUCAGCACGGCCAUGGCGAAGAAGAAGCUAAAGAGCCGAUUCCGGAUAUCCGAACCUCGGAUCAAGAAAAAGAAGGCCAAUAGCAGAGAGAGGGAAGAUGCACGGAGAGUGAGAGAGAAGGGCGCAGCAAGGCCAAAAGAUCUGAGAGAUAGGUCGCGACCAAGGACAUCUUCGAAAGCUGGGGAAGAUGGCAAAGACAAGAGAGAAGACACGGAUGAAACACUAGCGCCAGCACUGAAAUGCGGCCUGGAUGAUGAUCGGAUAGAUCCUUCCAAGGCUUCACCCAUACCUGGAACUCCAGAGCUGAGUGCGCUAUUCCAAUUGUACAAAGGUGCACCCAGGAACAAUGCAGUCGCCGUCGAUGCCCAGCACACGUGGAAAUCACUCAUCUUGAGUGAUGCCGGCUUGCUACACGCAACUCUAGCGAGCUGGGCACUAUACGGCAUGCUGGCCAAUGAACUCACUGACUUGAGAGUGCGUAAACUCAAGCACAAGAAUGAAGCAAUCAAGAUCGUCAAUUGCAAACUUGCGACGUCUGGAGGAUAUAUAUCUGAUGAGGUAGUUGCCACUGUGCUGACUUUGGCAAAUCUGGAGAAUCUUCUUGGAGACUAUGAAGCGGCUCAGCUCCACGUCACAGCGCUGAAACGUAUGUUGAAAGUGCGAGGUGGGCUGUUUGCCUUUGGACACAAUGAUGGCUUGUUGCGUGGCAUCAUAUGGAUGGACUUUCACACUGCAGCUGUUUCUCGCGCCCACCCAUCUUUCCCACAUAUCAGUCUAGACCCGGAUAUGCCUCCUUUGCCGGACGAGCUCAGAGAAGAAGCGGCACAAACGUCGCCCACGUCACUGCUCCACCUUUCUUGCCGCGCGGUCGACUGCUUCAACAUUUUCUAUCGACUGCAUCGACUCGUGCUAGCACUAUCAUCGCACUGGGUUGGUCGUGUCGAGCGCCUCACUCUCAGCAAUCUCCUCUACGAAACGCAGUUCACGAUCCUCUCAAUACCUGAUCAGUCAUACAACUUCCUGCACUUUGACCAGAGCAUCCACGACAAACAAAGCGACUGCUACGAUUAUCUCAAGGCUAGAGCGGAUGCAGCGAGUGUGGUUGAGGCCCUACUUGCAGCAGCCCUCAUUUUCGUAUAUGCGGUGCUUCGUGCACUACCACUGAACACGAAGAUCUUCACCAUCCUUCUUUCUCGGUUACGUGCCGCUGUCGAUCGACCAAAUGCAUCAUUGCUGGAUACAUGGAACCGAGAGAAGAAUCUCAACAUGUUGCUUUGGGUUCUCGUCGUUGCGAGUUGUGUUGCUACAGGCGAAGAGCGCAUGUGGUGGAUCGCGCAGCUAUCAGAGCUGUGUGGCGUGAUGCAUGUUAGAAGUACACAUCAUCUCGAGCAUGAAAUGCGGCAUGUCGCAUGGACGGAUACGUUUUUCGAAGAUCGGAUGGAUGCUAUCUGGGCGGAGCGCUAUGAGCAGUACAUCCAGUCGUCGGAAUGGACCUUUGUCUGGGUCGCCAGCAUCACCACCUUCCAGUCGCUCUUCUGGCUUAUGACGCACUGGAACGUCAACCUCAAGAGCGCCUUCACCACCACCUCGGCCAGCGACGUGCGCUCGGCAUCGCUUAUCAAAGUGCAGCCCGUCAAGAACGCGGGUGCCGCUGAGAUUGUGCCAUUGGUGCGCGACAACGUGGGCGGAAAGUCGAACCUCUCCUUCCUCUUCCAGAAGCGCCGUUUCCUUUACGACACCGAGAAAGGCUCCUUCGCCCCGCUGUCCUACCCGCUCGACAUCGAACCCAAGCCCCAGCUCAAGACGUUCCAGCAGACGCAGGGCCUCACCUCGCCCGCCGAGAUUGAGCGCCUCACCCAGCACUAUGGCGACAACGCGUUCGACAUUCCCGUCCCGACCUUCACCGAGCUGUUCAAGGAACACGCCGUCGCGCCCUUCUUCGUCUUCCAGAUCUUCUGCGUUGGACUGUGGAUGCUGGACGAAUACUGGUACUACUCGCUGUUCACGCUGUUCAUGCUGGUCGCUUUCGAGAGCACCGUCGUGUGGCAGAGACAGAGGACCCUGAACGAGUUCCGCGGCAUGAGCAUCAAGCCCUACGAGAUUCUGGUAUACAGGCAGAAGAAGUGGCAGGAGAUCAUGAGCGACAAGCUGCUCCCCGGCGAUGUCGUCAGCGCAGGCCGGACCAAGGAAGACUCUGGUGUGGCAUGCGACAUGCUCCUACUCGAGGGCUCCGCGAUUGUCAACGAGGCUAUGCUUUCCGGAGAGAGCACACCGGUGCUCAAGGAGUCCGUACAACUGCGACCUGGCGAUGCGCGCAUCGAGCCUGAGGGUCUGGACAAGAACUCGUUCCUCUGGGGCGGCACCAAGGUGCUCCAGGUCUCGCACGGUAGCGACGCUGAGGAGGAUGGCGGAAACGUCACUAGGCUUUCGUCUGGUGUCCCACCGCCGCCGGACAAGGGCGCUGUUGCUGUUGUUAUUAAGACUGGCUUCGAGACUAACCAGGGCAGCCUCGUCAGGACCAUGAUCUUCGCUACCGAGCGCGUGUCCGCCAACAACGUCGAAGCCCUCUUCUUCAUUCUCUUCCUUACCGUCUUCGCCGUCGCUGCCUCGUGGUACGUCUGGCAGGAGGGUGUCAGGCUCGAUCGCCAGCGUAACAAGCUGCUCCUCGACUGCGUCCUCAUCGUCACCAGCGUCGUCCCUCCCGAGCUUCCAAUGGAGCUCAGCUUGGCCGUCAACACUUCCCUCGCUGCCCUGAGCAAGUACGCCAUCUUCUGUACCGAGCCUUUCCGCAUUCCCUUCGCCGGGCAGGUCGACGUUGCCUGCUUCGAUAAGACCGGUACUCUGACUGGUGAAGACUUGGUCGUGGACGGCAUUGCUGGACUAUCAUUGGGACAAGAUGGAGCUACAGUUGCAGCAGACGGCGCGCACACCGAUCUCGCAAAGGUUACGGACGUCGCUACUGAGACGACCCUGGUGCUCGCCGCCGCUCACGCCCUGGUCAAACUCGACGAUGGUGAGACUGUUGGAGAGCCUAUGGAGAAGGCAACCCUCCAGUCUCUCGGCUGGAAACUCGGAGCGAAGGACACACUUCAAGCCACCAUGACUACCCCCAAAUCCCAAGCCGAACUCGUGCACAUCCGCCGCCGCUUCCAAUUCUCGUCCGCCCUCAAACGCCAGAGCUCCGUCGCUACCGUCAUCGUCAACAACACCAAGACUGGCCGCAAGGUCAAGAGCACAAUCGCUGCAGUCAAGGGCGCGCCCGAGACUAUUCGCAAGAUGUUGGUCAAUACCCCGCCGAACUACGAGGAGACUUUCAAGCACUUCACCCGUAAUGGUGGCCGUGUCCUCGCUCUCGCAUACAAGUUCAUCUCCGAAGAGGGAGAGUGGGGCCAAAACCGCAUCAACGAUCUCAAGCGUGAGCAAGUCGAGUCUGACUUGCACUUUGCCGGUUUCCUUGUCCUCCAAUGCCCUCUCAAGCCUGACGCUGUCGAGGCUGUCCGUUCCCUCAACGAGUCCAGCCAUCGUGUUGUCAUGAUUACUGGUGACAACCCGUUGACCGCUGUCCACGUCGCCAAGCAGGUCGAAAUCGUCGACCGCGAUUGCUACAUCCUUGAUGCACCUGAAAACGACGACUCUGGCGAGAAGCUUGUCUGGCGCAGUGUUGACGACAAGGUCAGCAUUCCUGUCGACCCUACCAAGCCUCUGGAUGCCGAGAUCUUGAAGUCCAAGGACAUCUGCCUUACCGGAUACGCACUCUCGAAGUUCGCUGGCCAGCCAGGAUGGAAGCAGAUUCUGCGAUACACCUGGGUUUACGCUCGUGUCUCGCCAAAGCAGAAGGAGGAAAUCCUUCUCGGUCUCAAGGACUGCGGUUACACUACACUCAUGGCUGGUGACGGUACCAACGACGUUGGUGCGCUGAAGCAGGCUCACAUUGGUGUCGCUCUUCUGAACGGUACUCGCGAGGAUCUUGACAAGAUUGGCGAGCACUUCCGCAACACUCAGAUGAAGAACGUCUACGAGAAGCAGUGCAACCUCAUGACACGAUUCAACCAGCCCCAGCCGCCUGUUCCGAUCAUGAUUGCGCAUCUCUACCCACCUGGUCCCACCAACCCACACUACGAGAAAGCUAUGGAGAACCAAGCGAAGAGGAAGGGUCUACUUCCCGGAGCCAACGGCGUUGCUAACGGUUCGGCAUCUACUGGUACCCUUGUUCAACAGCAACCUGGUCAAGUUCAGCCUCCUCAGGCCGCCGCCAACUUCGCUCAGCAAAUGCAAGAGAAGAUGAUGGCACAAGAGAUGGAAGAGUUGGCCGGUGAGCCUCCGACCAUCAAGCUUGGUGAUGCCUCCGUCGCUGCGCCCUUCACCUCUAAGCUCGCCAACGUCGUUGCCAUUCCCAACAUUAUCCGCCAAGGCCGUUGCACACUCGUCGCUACAAUCCAGAUGUACAAGAUCCUUGCUCUCAACUGCUUGAUCUCUGCCUACAGUCUGUCAGUCCUCUACCUGGAUGGUAUCAAGUUCGGCGACGGUCAAGUUACCAUCUCCGGCAUGAUGAUGAGUGUUUGCUUCCUUUCCAUCUCGCGCGCAAAGACCGUCGAGACGCUGUCGAAAGAACGUCCUCAGCACAACAUCUUCAACACAUACAUCAUCGGCUCCGUACUCGGACAGUUCGCUAUCCACAUCAUCACCCUCAUCUACGUCAGUCAAUACGUCCAGCGUGUUGAGCCCAAGGACCCCAACCCAGAUCUAGAGAAGGACUUUGAGCCAUCUCUGCUCAACUCCGCAAUCUAUCUCCUGCAGCUUAUUCAACAAAUCUCCACCUUCGCCAUCAACUACCAAGGCCGACCUUUCCGCGAGUCCAUCCGCGAGAACAAGGGCAUGUACUGGGGUCUAGUCUCCGUCUCUGGUGUCGCCUUCUCCUGCGCCACCGAAUUCAUCCCCGAGCUCAACGAGAAGCUCAAGCUUGUCCCCUUCACUACCGACUUCAAGAUCAUGAUUACCAGCAUCAUGGCGUUUGACUUCGUUGCCUGCUACAUCAUUGAGAAGGGUCUGAAGUUCUUCUUCUCGGACAACAAGCCAAAGGAUAUUGCCGAGCGAAGACCGGAUCAGUUGCAGCAGGAGGAGAAGAGGAAGGCGAGGGCUGAGAUUGAGGCCCAGAGGAAGAAGAAUGAGGAGGCGGAGAUGAAGGCUGCUGCUGCCGGGUUGGUUAAGCGGUAG
Molecule: messenger RNA, 5253 nt
Organism: Alternaria triticimaculans
Lineage: Eukaryota; Fungi; Ascomycota; Dothideomycetes; Pleosporales; Pleosporaceae
Exons: 5
Coding region: 1-5253 (1750 amino acids)
Biological process (GO): intracellular calcium ion homeostasis
Cellular component (GO): endoplasmic reticulum membrane
Molecular function (GO): ATP binding; P-type ion transporter activity; ATP hydrolysis activity
Source: RefSeq, a predicted model, not a curated record